This is a messenger RNA of Panicum virgatum (switchgrass), 3850 nucleotides long. RefSeq names its product protein OVEREXPRESSOR OF CATIONIC PEROXIDASE 3-like. The transcript has 4 exons. The coding region runs from base 106 to 1101 and encodes 331 amino acids. Gene Ontology annotation, molecular function: DNA binding; DNA-binding transcription factor activity, RNA polymerase II-specific. Gene Ontology annotation, cellular component: nucleus. The record is from RefSeq and is a predicted model, not a curated record. Gene Ontology annotation, biological process: regulation of transcription by RNA polymerase II. NCBI's taxonomy places the organism in Eukaryota, Viridiplantae, Streptophyta, Magnoliopsida, Poales, Poaceae.
AUGACGAUCCAGUUAGGCCCAUCUGUAUUUCGUGAAGGCAAAACCCCAAGUUGAGAGGGUAGAAGAAGGGGGAAGGACUGCGAAAUAUCCGAAGAGCUCGCGGAAAUGGCGACGGUGCCGCUGCUCGCCGUGCUCGCCGCCGCCCCGGCCUCGGCCGCGCCGAGGACUUGCAUCUCCAGCGCCUCAGUCCCCGAGCCCUUCCUCGGAACCCGCGCGCGUCUCCGCCUCCGCAUCGCGCCGCGGGGCGUCGCCUGCGCCCUCCGCCGUAGGCCCUCCAAAUACAAGACUAAAAUCCAGAGUGAGGAUAAGGUGGUGGCUGCAGAAGAUGUCGUGGACGGCGACGAUGAGGAUGGUGCAUUGGAAGCACUUUUCAAGCAGCUGGAAAAAGAUCUUCAGAAUGAUGAUUUGUCUGUCGAUGACGAUGAGGAUGAGAUAUCAGAAGAAGAUAUGGCCAGAUUUGAAAAGGAGUUGGCAGAAGCAAUUGAAGAAGUCGGUAGCGUUGAUGAAUCAGCAGGAGAUCCAUUACUGAGCUCUGCAGACUAUGGUGAUGAUGAGCAACUAGGUGGGAGUGAACGACCGGAGCUGAAAACUUGGCAACUCAGGAGAUUGGCUCGUGCGCUGAAAAUAGGUCGGCGUAAAACUAGUAUAAAGAAUCUUGCAGGGGAGCUGGGCUUAGAUAGGGCUUUGGUCAUUGAACUGCUCCGCAAUCCACCACCGAAACUUCUACUCAUGUCUGAUUCUUUGCCUGAUGAAGCCCCUUCUAAGCCUGAAGUGAAGGAAAUAGAACCCCCUAGUUCAGCCACAGUUGAUGAGGUCGAUACCACUGAAAUUAAGCCGCAGGAGGAGCUUCCAGUUCAUGUCAUGAGUGCAGAAUGGUCUGCACGGAAAAGACUGAAAAAGGUGCAACUUGAGACCUUGGAAAGAGUCUACUUGCGAAGUAAACGCCCCACGAAUACAAUGAUAAGCAGCAUAGUUCAAGUGACAAAUCUUCCUCGAAAGACCAUUGUUAAGUGGUUUGAGGAUAGAAGGGAACAAGAUGGAGUCCCUGACCAUCGUGUUGCAUUCAAGAGAUCUCUAUCUGAGACUGUAUCUAGUUCAUAACUUCUUCAGAUAAGCCUUUAUUAUAGUGUUUGCAUGGAAACCAAUACGGGCAUGUAAUUUGAACUUUUAAAGUAUGACAAGUUUUGCAAGCCCAACGUGGACUAUCUUUACAUUGUAGCAAUACUAACAGAUCAGCCAGUAUGACAGGUACAACUCCUAACUGUCACUUGUAUUUUAAUUAGCUUCACACAGGACCGCCAUUUUGGCUAUUGGCUUCAGUAAACGUUGUAGGUCUGUUGACCAGAUCUUGAUUUGCCUAGUAAUAAAUGCAUGUAGAUUAUUUCACUUUGUUGGUUUAGAGCCUUAAACAUGUCAUUUACAUGAUCUUUGUCAUAGCCUGGUUUCUGUGGGGCAUGUGCCCAGUAUUUUUAUUUCUAAUUCUUGUGCAAGUGAUGCAAGAUCUCCCACGGUAUUAGUCUAUUAGGUGAGCUAAAAGUGAAGAUUUAUGACAAUCAAUAUCAGAGGUUGGGAAGUGGCAGUGACAGCAUAACUGACACCAUGCAUAAGAAGCAUGAAGUAGUGUUAAUGGCCUAACCAACUGUAUUUGUGGUCCAACUAGUUAAUUGUAUAGUAAUAACUGGGACGGGACCUUUUGUUUGCAUAUGGUUUACUAGACCCGUUUUCAAAGCUGUGAUUCGAUGCUCAUGCCUUUGCUUGAAUCUUGGGUUUUGGGUAGGUCAGUUACAGUCUGUACUUUUGCCUCCGGUGCCUGAAACCCAUGCCACUCUGGACCUAACUUCAAUCAAAAUGGUUAUUUUCAAUAAAAUAGUUUGGUCUGGCGAGUCUGCAAUCUGGACUGGUCAUCACAUCAACAGGAUCAGAUGGUAGGCAAUAAUUUUCAGUAAUUAGAUAUCUAGAUAGAUGAUAGGUGUAUCCAGAGAGAUCUCUUGACACAUAUUUAGGGUAAUAUUUGCUCUGCUUCUAUGAAUCUUUUUAUUAUUACAUUGAUGCUUUUACUAUUCAGCACUGUACAUCUUGUAGGGGUGCUGGUAGCAUAUUGGUAGAUGUACAAGUACAACAGUGUAGUGAGGUUGGGAAGCAAGAGAAUGCUUGUGGUGCUCUUGUGAUUAGGGUAUACCCUGAGGGAGGCUGGAGAUACAUGAGAGCAUGGAGACAUGAAAAAGGAGAAGUGCUUAUAAUAGUUGGUAAUUUAUAUGUCGAACCGUAUGCUGCAACGGAAGCUUAUACUAUUUCCCUCUUAGAAUAAAAACAUUUUUUUAGUACAAUGAACUUUUAAUUUUGUAUGCUUCACUGUACAGUCUGACUUUUUUUUGGGGACGGUGUGCCAUACUUUGUUAUCUAGUUAAUAGCAACGGUACACAUAUGACGUGUCUUUAAGGGCACUACCGUACAGCCUUUGUUUUCCUCUAGCCUGUACAAUGAUGUUUGGCUGUCAACUGAUAGUCUGAUACUUUAAGUACAAUUGCCAUUUCCCUUUGUUUCUUCCCCUGGGCCCUCUGGACUUUUUCUUCACUUGUACUAGUCUAUCAUUAACCAAUUUUCUGGUAGAGAUGGUCGAUAUCAAAGGUUUGUAACCAAUCUGUCAGAUAUGUUUAACGUUUUCAUGGCAACGCAUAUCAUACACCUUAAAUCUAAAUUAGGCUCCUGCUAUAUCAAUUAUUAUUGUAACAUUGUCAAACUUUACAGUGGAAUGUAGAAACUGUUGAAGAACGCAUCCAUAUUUUCUGGUAGCUCUCAUGAAAUUGUCUUCCACAUCUAGCUGCUUCUAUGCACUUGUCUUCUUUUCCUCCACGGCUCCACAUGCUCAUGGUGGGAAAGUAAAACCCUGGCAUGUGCUACAAAAAUAGAAAAUCAUGUGUGUCUAAUAUUCUAAUCUUUAUGUGUUCUUGUAUACUGUUCUUCCAUGCAGAUAAAAAUAAUCUCUGCAGAACCCAGUUAGUUACUGGAAAACAACCCCAGGCACCUUUCCAUGGCACCGGCUGUUGACUGCUCUGCUGUCUGCACACUAAUGGCUGUCUCUGUCCGUUUACAUAUAUAACACAGUAGGGACUUGCAGAGGCGGGCAACUCAGAAGAAGCACACCCUCCAGUUCAUCCUUACCCUUUGUUCUCCAUCUCUCACUUGCAGAUAAGCUGGUUCCUCUUGCAGAGAAGGGAGGUGGAUAGUUGCCCAUGGCCGGGUUGCAAAGGUCGGCGACGACCUUCAGAAGGUCCGGGUCCUCUGGCCUGGUCUGGGACGAGCGUUUCCUCACCGAGGCCGACGCGGAGGCAAAGGCUGCUGCCGAUGGCGCCGCGGAGGAGCCCCAGCCGGAGCUGCGGCACUCCCGGAGCAUCGGCAUGCUGCGGCGCGGCGGUGCAGGCGAUGGUGACGGCGACGGUGACGACAAGAAGGCGAAGGAGAAGAAGCAGAAGCAGAAGCAGCAGGGGCACAAGGAGGAAUCGCGCAGCAACCAGCAGGUGUUCCGGACCAAGGACGUGGCCCCGGACGUCGACCCGCCGUCACCGCGGGUGUCCGGCUGCAUCCUCUGCGCCAUCUUCGGUGGCUCCAGCUCCAGCUCCGGUUCCGGCACGGCGCGCCGCCGGUCCAACAAGCCCAGGAAGAAGUGAAGAAGUGACGGCGCCGCAGCACGUACGUAACGCUGCCGGUGCAGCUGUUAGUUUUCUUUUUCUCCCCUACUGUAAAGUUUGAGCCAUGGAUGUGAGCCCACAUGUUUAUACUAGAGUCACAGUCAUAGUAAGAGCUUUGAUGCUACUGGAGACACACCGUUUCAGUCAGACAGGUUAGUACU